Molecule: messenger RNA, 1632 nt
Organism: Pseudocercospora fijiensis CIRAD86
Lineage: Eukaryota; Fungi; Ascomycota; Dothideomycetes; Mycosphaerellales; Mycosphaerellaceae
Exons: 2
Biological process (GO): transmembrane transport
Molecular function (GO): transmembrane transporter activity
Source: RefSeq, a predicted model, not a curated record
CGUCCCAGCUCCUUCGCCAGCACAACAACCCACUCCUACGUCUCCUACGCCCUCUCCGACUUCAAAUCCCUCUCAAAACAAGGAAGUCUCGACGUAACCGCGCAAAUCAUCUCCAUGUCCCUCAAACUCCCGGUAGCAAAACUCUCCGACGUGCUCGGUCGGGCCGAAGCCUACUGCAUCCUCACAGUCUUCGACAUGCUCUCCGAAAUCUUCCGGGCCGCGGCACCAUCCUUCACAGUUUUCGGGAUCGGAUGGAUGUUUUACGUCGCUGGCCACGGAGGUUUCAGCGUGCUGAAUAUGAUUCUGAUUUCUGAUGUGACGAGUAUGAGGAUUCGGGCGUUGGCGGGGAGUGCUUUGUACAGUCCGUUUUUGGUGACGCCGUGGAUUUCGGGGCAGUUGGUGGAGAAGGUGGUGGAUAAGGAAGGGGGUGGGAUGGGAUGGAGGUGGGGGUAUGGGAUGUUUACGAUGAUAAUACCGCUGGGGGCGGCGCCGUUGAUUGGGGUUUUGUUUUAUUUGCAGAGGAAAGCUGUGAGGAAAGGGUUGGCUGUGACGAAGAGGAUGACGUUUAAGGAUUUUGCGCAGCAGACGGAUUUGGUGGGCUUGAUUUUGCUUUGUGGGGGGUUUGCGAUGGUGUUGUUGCCGAUUGCGAGGUUGAAUUCGACGGAUGGUGGUGGGAGUUGGAGGGGGCCGUGGGUGAUUGCUUUGAUUGCUACGGGGACUUGCAUGAUUAUUUGGUUUGUCGGGCAUGAGCGGUAUCAUGCGAAGUAUCCGGUUGUGCCGUUGAGGUACUUCAAGCAGACGGCCAUUGUCUUCACUUGGCUUCUGAGCAUGUUCGACAGCGUGGCGUUUGGGGCGACGCAUACUUACCUCUUUCCAUGGUCGGUGGCGGCGCACAACUACUCGGCGAAGAAGGCACUAUACCUGAGCUACACCAACGGCGUGACGACUUGCCUGCUCGGAAUGCUGGCUGGUGUGGUCAUGUACAAAAUGCGAUCCUACAAGCGGAUGGCCAUCAUCGCUUCCUUUGUUCGGCUGAUAGGGUACGCUCUGAUGACCAGACUCCGGACCAAGGAUAGCAGCGACUUCGAGCUCUUUCUGGUGCAGAUGAUCCAGGGUAUUGGGACCGGUAUCAUCGAAUCAACGAGCUUCGUGGCCGCGCAGAUUGUAGUGCCGCAUUCAGAGCUCGCCCAAGUCACAGCUUUGAGUUCGUUGGGCUCGCAUUUGGGAGAUGCUAUAGGUGCUGCCAUUGCAGGCGGUAUAUACACAAGCAGGAUGAAAGGUCGACUGCGCGCUCAUCUUGGUCCUGGAGCGAGCGCAGACGAGAUUGACGGUAUUUAUGAUUCGAUACUGGGCCGGGAACUUCCAGACUGGGGCACGCCGAAGAGAAUAGCUGUAGCUGAUGCGUAUUCCGAGAUUAUGGGAUACGUGACGAUCGUCGGCCUCGUAGUUUCCGUCCCGAUCAUUGCGUUCGCAUUUCUCAUACCUGACAACCGGCUUGGGUCAGUAUUUAAACCUCCUACUCUGAAGUACUCACUAACAAAACCCCCCAGUGACGGAAAAAACCUCACCGCAGAAUCCAAAUCCGAAGGCCUAGACAGCGUGCCCCUACGUCCGGCCAAAGUCACUCAAUGA